CCUCUAUAACAGCCUGCAGACAGCAGCUGAGUUCAGACCUGAACCAGCCGAGGAGCCAUGAACACACUGUUGACCUUCUCCAUCUCCUUGUUAUUCAGCUCGUCGGUCUGGAGUGGAUAUCUGGAAUAUGACCAAGAUGUCUUAAUACCGGACGACUGGACUCACGUGGGUCCAGUUGACCCCACAGAGGAGCUGGAGCUGACCUUCGCCCUGAAGCAGCAAAACAUCGACCAGGUGGAGGAGAUCCUCCGUCGCGUGUCUGACCCUGACUCAUAUGCAUAUGGUCAAUACCUCACCCUGCAGGAAGUGUCCUCCCUUGUGAGUCCGUCUGAACUGACCCAGAAGGUGGUGCAUCACUGGCUGCGGAGCCAUGGGAUUACAAACUGCCUGACAGUACACACUCAGGACUUUUUACAGUGCACCAUGACUGCAGAGGUUGCAGAGACCCUGCUUCCAGGUAGCAAGUUCAAACGUUACACCAGGAACGGCCAGUCUGUGGUGAGGUCUGCAGCGCCGUACUCUGUUCAUGAUGAUGUUCACCAACACCUGGACUUUGUUGGAGGGCUUCACCGUCUCCCUCCUAAAGGCCAGGACCUUAGCAAAGCCUCUAACAGGAAGCAGAAGCAGUCUGAGGCAGGGGUCCACCUGGGCGUGACUCCCGCCGUCCUGAGGGCACGUUACAACCUCACAGCCGCUGAUGUGGGAACAGCUCCAGACAACAGCCAGGCAGUAGCUCAGUUCUUGGAGCAGUACUACAGCCCUGCAGACCUGUCAGAGUUCAUGGGUAUCUAUGGCAGGAGCUUCAAGCAUCUCUCUAAGGUGGACCGGGUCGUCGGCACUCAGGGAGCAGGAAAGGCCGGUAUUGAGGCCAGUCUGGACAUAGAGUACAUCAUGAGCACGGGGGCAAACAUCUCCACGUGGUUCUUCACCAAUCCAGGUCGCCAUGAGUCCCAGGAGCCUUUCCUCCAGUGGAUGGUUUUGCUGAGCAACAUGUCUGACCUGCCCUGGGUUCACACUGUCAGCUACGGAGACGAUGAAGACAGCCUGUCUACUGCAUACAUGACACGAAUCAAUACAGAGUUCAAGAAGGCUGGAAUCAGGGGAAUUUCUCUGCUCUUUGCUUCUGGUGACAGCGGUGCAGGCUGCAGACAUUUGGGUAAAGAACAAAACUCUUUCAGGCCGAGUUUUCCUGCAUCAAGCCCAUAUGUGACUACAGUAGGAGGAACCUCAUUCAAGAACCCUUUUAAGCUAACAUAUGAAGUUACAGAUUACAUCAGUGGAGGAGGCUUCAGCAACGUCUUCAAAAUGCCCGACUACCAGGCCAGUGCAGUGGAGGGAUAUCUGAAGAGCGUAGCAGCAGCCCUCCCUCCUAAGACGUACUUCAACACCAGCGGCAGGGCUUACCCGGACCUGGCUGCACUGUCCGAUAACUACUGGGUGGUCAUCAACAGAGUACCCGUCCCCUGGGUGUCUGGGACUUCGGCGUCGACCCCUGUGGUCGGAGGCAUGCUGUCUCUCAUCAACGACCAGCGGCUGCUGAAGGGUCUGCCUGCCCUCGGCUUCCUCAACCCUCGCCUCUACCAGCUCAAAGGACAAGCUCUGUUUGAUGUGACUGAAGGCUGUCACCUGAGCUGUCUGGACGAACAGGUUCAGGGGAAAGGAUUCUGCGCUGCACCAUCGUGGGAUCCUGUUACAGGCUGGGGGACACCAAACUACCCUGAACUGCUGGCUGCCCUGCUCACUGACUGAAACUCAUGAGUGUGAAACUGUCAGGGCGCGUCUGCUCUGAGAGCAGGUACUAUACACACAUCCAAAGGCAGGACCGUGAAAAACAAAGCCCACACUUUAGAUUCAUCACUUUGCGUCUCAACAUUAAAUUCAAUAUGUAAAACAGAGUUAUUCCACGCUUCAGGUUACAUCGUUUUAGGAUUGACUUACUUUUAUCAAUUAAUUUUUUUUAUUUUCUACAAAAGGCUUAAAACUGUUUCCUGAGAUAUUUUCAGGUCAGGGAUAGUCAGCGGUUUGGGAUUUUUAAUGCUACACUGCAGCUGCUUGUUUCUGCUGUUCGCUGCAUUUUAACUGACCCAGAUUUCUUUGUGAAUCUCUCACACACACUUACAGGCAGAUUAGUGUUAACACUACGCCUUUAAUUCAUGCCGCAAGAUAGGGAAAGGGAAGUGUGGGCAAACUGGUUGCUAUGCAUAAAGAACAACAAUAAAAACAUUAAAACGGCACUCCACCUCUCAGAUAAGUCUAUUUGAAUAGGUUUUUAUAUCAAGUUAGAUGUCAAUAAAGAAUCUAAAUACCGGAUGCAAUAAUUUCACCAGAUCAGGCAAUUUAACACUAAAUAAGAUAUGGAUUUGCUUUUUAGUGAGACUGAGAUUGCCAAAAUAUGUGAUAUUGUUAGUCUAUUUUGCCAUACUACUCUGCAGGGAUGAGCAAGAUGCAAGUCAUCAUUUAACUGAAUCACAAAGACUUUAUUUGCAUGCAAUUCUAUAAAUGUCACUUGUGCAUUUGAAAUAAAAUGGGAACACUCAGUAUGUGGCUUAAGAUUAACUGGACCUUUUUUAAAAUCUUGAUGUUUGUCGUUGUUUGCUCUGCGGCGACAAACUAACCAAAUGCACUGAAAUAUGUGGGUUUAAAGUGAUCCAGUAGUUCUACCCACCAGCAUUGUUGCACUUGUUUUUAAUCUUUAAACCAUGUAAA
This is a messenger RNA of Centropristis striata (black sea bass), 2706 nucleotides long. It is a transcript of the gene tpp1, whose product is annotated as tripeptidyl peptidase I. Bases 58 to 1749 code for a protein of 563 amino acids. NCBI's taxonomy places the organism in Eukaryota, Metazoa, Chordata, Actinopteri, Perciformes, Serranidae. Gene Ontology annotation, molecular function: tripeptidyl-peptidase activity; serine-type endopeptidase activity. The record is from RefSeq and is a predicted model, not a curated record. The transcript has 13 exons. Gene Ontology annotation, biological process: central nervous system development; proteolysis.